Molecule: messenger RNA, 606 nt
Organism: Prunus armeniaca (apricot)
Lineage: Eukaryota; Viridiplantae; Streptophyta; Magnoliopsida; Rosales; Rosaceae
Source: the annotation of a GenBank genome assembly
AUGGAUGGCAGAAUCCAGUCUCACAAUUCAUCCAUGCCUCUUGUAUCCAGGUUGGAUCAUUUGGAUUUCAUUAUGAAGUAUCUGGAAAGAAAACAAAAGUUAGCAAAAUUGGGUAGCAAUGGUUCGAGUGGUGCAAAAUUGAAGGGGCAAUGCCUGCCAAUGGAUUUGGCAUUGAAGGAGACUUACUUCAAAGGCUCACUCUUGGAUCGAGUGGCAGCUCUUGAACAUAGGCUUUUUCAGUUGUGCUUAGAGAUGGAUUCAAGCAGCAGCUCAUCAUGCACUUCUACGCAAGCAUCAGGGAAUACCUAUUGGAGCCAUGGAUCCAAGGGGGAAUCAUCUUGCUCAUUCCCAACUUUCACCUCCAAUCCCUAUCAAGGUCACAAUAAAAGAAUAUCCCAAGUCCAUGCCACAAGGCUUGAAAUUGAGGAACAACCUGAUGGAGAGCACCCAAACCAGAACCCUCCAACUACUUGUUCUGCUCAAAACCAACUUACUAAGAAGAAGAAGAAGAAGAAGAACCAGACCAACAAAGAUGAAAAACCUUGCCCAAAUGGGAAGAAGAAAACCUCUUCCAAUUGGCCGUACUUGAAAUUAUUAGGCUGCUAG